This is a messenger RNA of Exophiala bonariae, 1419 nucleotides long. RefSeq lists its product as uncharacterized. Lineage: Eukaryota; Fungi; Ascomycota; Eurotiomycetes; Chaetothyriales; Herpotrichiellaceae. Bases 1 to 1419 code for a protein of 472 amino acids. The record is from RefSeq and is a predicted model, not a curated record. The transcript is spliced from 2 exons.
AUGCUUGACGAAAACCUCCCCACUUUCGUUCUCAAACCCUCCAAGGACAAACCCAAGCAGUUAUCCACCUUCCUCUACUCUCAGUAUGGUUCAGAGUUCGAACCUUCGUACACUCUCCGUCAUCUAGAUCCUGAACAACAUGCCUCCAAAAACCGAUAUGCUGCCGCCCUCUAUGACGCUUUCAGUACUGAAGUCCUCUUCGCUGAGGUUCUACUCAUACCAGAAUGGACUCAACCUCCCUCUCUUUCCGAACAAGCCAGAGCCAACGGUACCGUACCUCCUCCUCCCGAACCUAUUCUCCCUUCCCAAUUCUCAAUUCAACUCUACAAUCCCGACCAACAAAUCACCGUAAGACACAAGCCCGCGGGUUUCACCUCUGCAGCAUCAUGGGAGUUCGAAAUGCCACAGCAGACUUUCCGGGCCCCAUCGGCUUCCGCUCUCGACCGAAGUCAGCACGAUCCUACCGCUUCAGAAGUUACCCCCAAAAUAGGAUUCAGAUGGAAGAAGGAUGGGAAAUUCUCCAAGGAUCUCGCCUGUUUUCUCUCCGGGAAGAGUACUGAUAUUGAUGGUAAAACGAAGCACAAAGAACCCGAUAUUACUGUCUCCAUCUUGAAAGGCUUGAAGGAGCUCACGCUGUAUGAACCCAAUCUACAAAGGGUGGACAUCGAGGACACAAAAGGAUUCGAGGUUGUCUUACUGCUGAGUGCCAUGGUUAUUCGAGAUGUAUACUUUGGCUCGCUCAAGGAGACUUUCAACCUCACCACAACCGGGCGGAGAUCGAACCCAGCCAGCCCUACAUCAGGGCCUGCCAUUCUAACCGACUCAUCUCGGCCCUUGCCGGGUUCUCCCCCAUCAAAUAGCAUGGCUCGUAACCCUCGGGUCCCUCCAACUGAUCCUCGGAGUCAGUGGGAAAUUGAUGCCGAGACUGCUCGGUUGAAGAGACAAGCAGAAGAGGAGGAACGCUUACUGAGACGAAGAGAAGAGGAAGAAGAGCGCAAGACAAAGAAACUGCUCGCUGCCGAAGAACAAGAACAGCAGAGACGGCGACGAGCCCAGAUUGAUGCAGAGACGGAGCGACUGAGGAUGCUCUAUGGCCAGGAAGACGCUUCUGCUCGCCCUGCCAUUCCCCCUCGAGUUCCUCGGGACCCUAGACAGCAAAGACAUCAUUCAGACUCCAGACAAUCUGCUUAUCAGCAAUCACAACAGGUACUCAGCCCUCAAGCUUCGUUUCCCAAUUCUUGGGGUGGGCCUUCUGGACCCCCUGGACCAUACAUGUCGGGCGCCGCGUCUCAGUCCAGUUUCCUCAGUCCCCAUCCUCAACAACAGGCAUUGAAGCAAAAGUCGAGCAUUUUCAAUUUUCGACGCAGAAGUGACCACGAUGCAAACAAACUUCAACGAAAGAAAAGUGCCGUGUUUUGA